AUGCAAAAGGAGUCGAGUGUGUGUUUAAGGAAGUUUACUGCUGAUUUAAACAUGAAUAUGCAAGCUUUAAAGGCGUUAGGUCAUGAUCCAGAUGCCUGUGGUGCGCUAUUAUUGCAUGUGAUUCUAGUCAAACUAGAUUAUAAUACAAUACGAAAUUGGGAAUCUGUGGCGACCAAAGAUAUAUUACCCUCUAUAUCGGAGUUGACAACAUUUUUAAAUGAACGGUGUAAAAUAUUAGAGGCGAUUGAUACCUCAAAAAAUUUAUCGAAUAAAUCAAAUACGUCGCAUUAUACGCAGUCUAAGCAAAAUUAUCGCAAUCCAAAUGAUAAAAACGUCCAAUUUAAAAAUAAUAAAAAAGUAAAUGCAUUUGUUGCUACCAAUCGUUUAGCAUGUUAUUUAUGUAAACAGUCACAUCCUAUUUACAAGUGUCAAAAAUUUAUCGCACUCAAUGCGAAUGAAAGAGCACUAAAGGUUGAUGAACUAAACCUAUGUCGCAAUUGCCUGGGUACGGGACACACGGAUGUACAGGUGUGUAGGUCGAAAAGGGUAUGCUCCAAAUGUGAUAAAGCGUUGCUGCAUGGUAAUGUACCACAAGUUGUACAAAAUCCGUCUACGUCAAAUGUGUCUAAUCCGGAAGUGGUGGUGAUUCACGCCGCCCGUGGUCAAACGCGCGCACAAGUACUAUUAGCGACUGCAGAGGUACAUAUAUUAAAUGCAUGCGGCGAACUAGUUGUAUGCAGGGCAUUACUAGAUAACGGCUCACAGAUAAAUAUUUUGACCGAAGCAAUGGCACAGAGAUUAGGGCUUGCGAGAACAAAAAUAAAUAAAUCAAUAACAGGUAUAAAUGAGGUAGUGAGUCGUGCCACGUAUCAGGUAACCGCGUCUAUUAAGUCACGUAUAAAUAAUUAUUCUGCCACCUUAGACAUGCUGGUAUUGCCAAAAAUUACCGGAAAACUGCCGACCAACAAUAUCGAUACUAACAAAUGGUCUAUACCCACGGAUAUUAUUUUGGCAGAUUCUAGGUGUUUUAAGCCGGAAAAAAUUGAUUUAUUGAUUGGUGCCGACACCUAUUGGGAAAUAAUGUGCUCGGGAAAUUUCAAACUGCACACAAUGGGUCCGUACUUGCAGCAAACAAUGUUCGGCUGGAUUAUUGUAGGACCAGUGAAUGAAAUUUCAUCAAAAAAUAAUUCAAUGGCUUGCUUUGUAAUAAGUGAAGAUAAUUAUUCAAAUUUGGAAAAGGAUAUUGAAGAAUUUUGGAAAAUCGAAGAAUUUUCCAAUGCAAAUAUGGACGAAACGUCGGAAGAUAGUAUUUGUAGAAAACAUUUUGAAGAUCACGUAUCAGUAGAUUCCACGGGAAAAUUUGUAGUAAAAUUGCCGUUUCCAGAUAACGUAGACAUGUUAGGCGAGUCAUAUAACAUAGCGUUAAAAAGGUUUUUAUCGUUAGAGCGUCGUCUCGGGAAAAAUCCCGAGCGAUAUAGUCAAUAUAAAGGGUUCAUGGAAGAAUAUGAGCAUUUGGGACAUAUGGAGAAAGUUAAUGAGGACAAUGACCUAUCAGUGAAAACGUAUUACAUGCCACACUCUUACGUUCUUAAUGAUAGUAGCCGAUCAACUAAAUUACGAGUGGUAUUUGACGGCUCAUGCAAAUCAGAAUCUGGAUUAUCGAUAAACGAUGUAUUGUUAAAAGGUCCUAUAUUACAAGAUGACCUCACAUUAAUUGUUACGAGAUUUCGUACACAUAAAUAUGCAUUUUCAGCUGAUAUUAAAAAAAUGUAUAGGCAGGUAUGGGUUGAUACUGCAGAUAGAGAUUAUCAGCGCAUAUUAUGGCGCGGUGAUCCUAAUGAGCCUAUUAAGAAAUAUAGAUUGUGUACAGUUGACGCGGUCCCGCGCAAAAUCUGUUUGAAUUCAAACAGCCUUUGCGCGGAAGCCGCGCCGCGGCUUCUCAAUCAAACCGCCAACCGACGACGGACGGCGCCGGCGCGCGACACGCGCGCCUGGAACCGUCGGCCGGCCGUCCAGCGAACCGGAUUGCCAAGGCGCGCUCUCUCGUCCUCACGACUCCGACACGGAUAG
Messenger RNA from Macrosiphum euphorbiae (potato aphid), 2070 nucleotides. Lineage: Eukaryota; Metazoa; Arthropoda; Insecta; Hemiptera; Aphididae. The record is from the annotation of a GenBank genome assembly.